AUGGCCUCCCUCAGACCCCACAACGACGUCCUCAUGCACAAGCCCGCCCUCCUCGCCAUCCUCCACGACCUCUCCGCCCGCCUCUUCGCCGCCUUCGCCCACCAGGUCCGCCUCGUCGUCCACGGCGGCGCCGUCAUGGUCCUCCACCCCUUCCUCCACAACCGCAGCGCAACCCGCGACGUCGACUACCUCCACCGCGCAUUCCUCGCAGAGUACCAGCGCUACGGCGUCCGCGACGCAGAGGCCCGCCUCGCGUCCUGCAUCGCCGCCACGGCCCGCGCCCACAACCUCGGCGCAGACUGGAUGAACGCACACGCCGACGUCGCCCUCCCCAUGGCCCGCGACGGCCAAGGCCAGCCCUUCGACCCCAUCUUCCACGCCGCCACCACCCCCACCAACAUCUCCCACAACACCCUCUUCUCCGCCCCCGGCCUCCUCCUCCUCGCCGUCAGCUGGCCCUGGGCCAUCGCCCUCAAAUUCGUGCGCUACCAAAAACACGACCCCGCAGACAUCGCCGCCAUGCUCCGCCUCGGCCACAAGCAGGCCCGCGUCCGCUGGAGCCGCCAGGUCCUCGAGAGCUGGAUCAUGCAGUGGUGCUGGCCCAUGGGAUACUCGCAGUACCCCCCGCCCCACCUCGAGUCGCUCCGCGAACGCAUGCGCCACGCGAUUGACCUCGCGUACGGGCAGACUCGGCCGUGA
Molecule: messenger RNA, 699 nt
Organism: Heterobasidion irregulare TC 32-1
Lineage: Eukaryota; Fungi; Basidiomycota; Agaricomycetes; Russulales; Bondarzewiaceae
Exons: 2
Coding region: 1-699 (232 amino acids)
Source: RefSeq, a predicted model, not a curated record